Molecule: messenger RNA, 2607 nt
Organism: Bradysia coprophila
Lineage: Eukaryota; Metazoa; Arthropoda; Insecta; Diptera; Sciaridae
Product: metabotropic glutamate receptor 7-like
Biological process (GO): G protein-coupled receptor signaling pathway
Cellular component (GO): membrane
Molecular function (GO): G protein-coupled receptor activity
Source: RefSeq, a predicted model, not a curated record
ACCUUAGUAUGACUGAACUGAAAUGGCAUAACGGUGUAGUACCUCAAUCGAUCUGUAGCGGUCCCUGUCCAGCUGGUCAUGUGAAGAAUCAUCAGGACCAAUGUUGCUGGUCGUGUUUGAGAUGUCGGGAAGAUUCAUACGUAGAUAACGACACAUGUAUAACAUGUCCACCCGGCUGGGCACCAAAUGAAAAUAAGACCGAAUGUGACAAGUUAACGCCACAAGUUAUCGAUUGGAAGAGUCCAUGGGCAUUGGUGCCACUGAUAUUUGCCGCUAUCGGUAUCGGUUGUACAGUGUUUACUGUAUGCGUUUUUAUUAAGUUUAACAAGACACCGGUGAUCAUGGCAUCCGGAAGAGAACUGUGUUAUGUAUUACUGCUAGGUAUUUUGUCCAGUUACGGAAUGACUUUCUUGAUAUUAUCCGAACCCACUGUAAGACGAUGUGCUGCGGUUCGAGUUGGUCUUGGACUGUGUCUGAGUCUGUGCUACAGUGCUAUUUUCAUUAAAACGAAUCGAAUCUCGAGAAUAUUUAAUCGUGGUGUAAAGACUGUACAUAGACCGACAUAUACAUCACCUUUAUCGCAGGUUGCCAUCUGCUUAGGUAUCGCAUUAGUGAACGUAGUUGGCACAAUUGUUUGGUUAAUUUAUGAGGAACCAGAUGUGCGGGAAGUAUACCCAUCACCAUUGACAGCCGUUUUAUCGUGCAAAGUGUCUGAGAUAUCUUUGGUGUUAUCUUUAAUGUUUAACAUGUUAUUGAUCUUGCUAUGCACGUUGUAUGCAUUUAAAACAAGGAAAAUUCCAGAAAAUUAUAAUGAAGCAAAGUAUAUUGCAUUUACCAUGUACAGCACCUGUAUCGUUUGGCUGGCAUUUCUGCCGAUUUAUUUCAGUACCAAAAAUGAUUACAGGAUUCAAAUGUCUUGUCUGUGUACGUGUUUAAUGAUAAGUGCAUCGGUGCCACUAGGAUGUCUAUUUGUGCCGAAAGUUUAUUUGGUACUGUUUCAGCCAUACAAGAAUGUACGACAGACGAAUGGGAAAAAGGUGGGUGAUGCGAAAGGUGGCAAAUACAGCAUGCAACAUUCCGUAACGAAAGUUCAGGUCGAUCAAUCAACAACGACAGUGUCGCGUACGAGUCCUAGAUUCGAUCAGCAAACAAACGACGAAAUUGAUGUGUAUGUACUGGAUCCGAGCUUGGAGCUGAAGAACUUACAAUGAGCGGUGAACAUUUAACUAAAAUACAUAUAUUUACGAAAAUAUCUUUCUCUUCUCUAUGAUGAUAAUAACUUACAUACGUGUCUCAAUGAAGGUUCUUUUCCAAUAUUUUUGAGGAAUAAAAAAAAAACAGUCACUUCGACACGAUGUUCAUGUGUGGCUAGCAGAUUAAACAUUGGGUGUGUAUAAACAUCACCGUGAAAAGUUGAUGUUAGCGAAAUAUAGGUUAUUUCACUCGUUGUUUUCAUUGUGUAUUUAUUUAAUUAACACCCACUACAUUUUCCGAAAAUCUGUCUCGUGUUAGUAGAUUUGCAUUAUCGAUUUAAUUGGUAGCAACACAUGUAUUUUAAUAUGACCUUUCGAACAGAUGUAAAACGUGUGUUCACAUAAAUUAGAUACAUUGGUUGUCUCUGUGUCUAAUGAAUGGUAUCACAAUGAAUUGAAAUGGUUGUAAUUUAUCAUGUAACACGGUAAUUCGAGGAAUUCUCUCGUUUACGAUAUAAAUGUCAUUUUACAAUAUUAAUAAUCUGCAAACGGAUUAUUUCUUAAUUUUCAAUUUGCUCAUUCCGCAAAUGAUGUCUUCGGGAGAAAUUUAUUUUUCAAAGAAUUUCACGCCGAAUGAGCGAUAUUGCUUUCACGUCGUUAAAAUCGUAAAGCUUCGGAACAAAAAAAUUUAGUAAUUUGUCAUGGGAAGAAGAUGGAAAAACGAACAGAAAUGAAUACCGAAAAAUAUUUCCAAUUGAAGCCUGUACUUUGAUUCCGUUCAUAUUUGGUUGUAGAACCUGAAUGGAAGGCAGAUAUAGAUAUGGAUAGAUUGUUAACGAGAAAUCAACGUAUUAUGUUCAAAUUUAUCCACAUUUCAUUUUUGUUUUUAGUUAUCUAUUGUAGAAAGAAUUUCAAAUCAAAUUGUGCGAGGAUUUUUCAAUCUAAUUGCGCCCAUUAUUCUCCAUGUACAUACACGACUAGACAUUGAAUUUAUUGUUACAUUUAUAGAUUUUAUACAGAAAUCCAUUUUUGUAAAAGAAAGGAAUUUAAUUAAUUAAUUUAUGAAAAUAGAAUAAAGAUAUUGAUUGUUGCUUAUUAUGUAUAACGGAUAGAUGCUCAAUAACGUAGAAAAAUGGACGGAAUAAUAACAAUACAAUCAAGCUAAUGAAUUAGGCAGCAUUGUUGCUCAAAUAGUAUAUUUAAAAGCAAAUUGUGUUAAACACGAGGUUCAAUAUGUUACCUACGAGACAGUAUUAAUCAAAAAAAAACAUUUAAUAUAAAAAUGAAUAAAAUAAAAAUUUUAAUUUUAAUUAAAUGUUAAAUUGUAAAUGUAAAAACUGAUGGACGUGUCGGGUUGCUGAAUUAAAAUACGAAACAUAAAGUCAUUUUCACAAUGGGAGCUGUGGUAACUCGG